CGAACUUCCUGAGGAGAAUGAAGCAGGAGGAGCUGGCUGACUGUCUGCAGAGCAGACAUUUUGCUCCAGUUUGUCAACGUAAAGUUAAAUCUUCUCUGAAGGAUAAGUUCCAGCGUGUGUUUGAGGGGAUUGCUAAAGCUGGAAACUCAACCCUUCUGAAUGAGAUCUACACAGAGCUCUACAUCACAGAGGGAGGGACUGCAGAGGUCAAUGAUGAACAUGAGGUCAGACGGAUUGAAACAGCAUCCAGGAAACCACACAGACCAGAAACAAGCAUCAGACAAGAAGAACUCUUUAAAGCCUCACCUGGAAGACAUGGACCAAUCAGAAGAGUGAUGACAAAGGGAGUGGCUGGCAUUGGGAAAACAGUCUUAACACAGAAGUUCACUCUGGACUGGGCUGAAGACAAAGCCAACCAGGACAUCCUCUUCAUAUUUCCAUUGACUUUCAGAGAGCUGAAUGUGGUGAAAGAGAGAAAGUUCAGCUUGGUGGAACUUGUUCAUUACUUCUUCACCGAAACCAAAGAAGCAGGAAUCUGCAGCUUUGAAGACUUCCAGGUUGUGUUCAUCUUUGACGGUCUGGAUGACUGUCGACUUCCUCUGGACUUCCACAAGACUGAGGUCCUGACUGAUGUUACAGAGUCCACCUCAGUGGAUGUGCUGCUGACAAACCUCAUCAGGGGGAAACUGCUUCCCUCUGCUCGCCUCUGGAUAACCACACGACCUGCAGCGGCCAAUCAGAUCCCUCCUGAGUGUGUUGACAUGGUGACAGAGGUCAGAGGGUUCACUGACCCCCAGAAGGAGGAGUACUUCAGGAAGAGGUUCAGAGAUGAGGAGCAGGCCAGCAGCAUCAUCUCCCACAUCAAGACAUCACGAAGCCUCCACAUCAUGUGUCACAUCCCAGUCUUCUGCUGGAUCACUGCUACAGUUCUGGAGGAUGAGUUGGAAACCAGAGAGGGAGGAGAGCUGCCCAAGACCCUGACUGAGAUGUACAUCCACUUCCUGGUGGUUCAGGCCAAAGUCAAGAAGGUCAAGUAUGAUGGAGGAGCUGAGACAGAUCCACACUGGGAUAAAAAGAGCAGGAAGAUGAUUGAGUCUCUGGGAAAACUGGCUUUUGAUCAGCUGCUGAAAGGAAACCUGAUCUUCUAUGAAUCAGACCUGACAGAGUGUGGCAUUGAUAUCAGAGCAGCCUCAGUGUACUCAGGAGUGCUGACACAGAUCUUUAAAGAGGAGAGAGGCCUGUACCAGGACAAGGUGUUCUGCUUCGUCCAUCUGAGCGUUCAGGAGUUUCUGGCUGCAGUCUACAUGAUCCACUGUUACACCAACAGGAAGACAGAGGAGCUGCAGGACUUCCUGAAAGAAAACUACAAUAACUCACCUCUGGAUGAGUUUCUGAACGGAGUCAUGAUUAAAUCCCUGGAGAGUAAAAAUGGUCACCUGGACCUGUUAGUUCGCUUCCUUCAUGGCGUCUCUCUGGAGUCCAACCAGAGACUCUUAGGAGGUCUGCUGGGUCAGACAGGGAACAGUCCAGAAAUCAUCCAGAGAACCAUCAACAAGCUGAAGAAGAUGAACACUGGUAAAAUGUCUCCUGACAGAAGCAUCAACAUCUUCCACUGUCUGAUGGAGAUGAACGACCUCUCAGUUCAUCAGAAGAUCCAAGAGUUCCUGAAGUCAAGGAACAGAUCAGAGGAACUCUCUGAGAUCCACUGCUCAGCUCUGGCCUACAUGCUGCAGAUGUCAGAGGAGGUUCUGGAUGAGUUGGACCUGGAGGACUACAACACAUCAAUGGAGGGACGAUGGAGACUGAUCCCAGCUGUGAGGAACUGCAGAAAGGCUCGACUUGGUGGUUGUGGACUCUCAGAGAGUGAAUGUGAAGUCGUGGCCUCAGCUCUGAAG
Molecule: messenger RNA, 1895 nt
Organism: Mugil cephalus (flathead mullet)
Lineage: Eukaryota; Metazoa; Chordata; Actinopteri; Mugiliformes; Mugilidae
Product: protein NLRC3-like
Exons: 3
Source: RefSeq, a predicted model, not a curated record